UCAGUCAGUCAGUCAAGUCAGCCAGUUAAAUUUUUUAUAUAAUUUAGUCUGUGAAAAUAUUUAGCCCAACGUUUCCUAAAGUUCUUGAAUAAAUGUGAACAUGAGUUGAAUCGGUGUUGGGAGUGACAUUAGUUGGAAGAAUGGAGCUUAUAACGAAUUGGGCCCCAGCGGAAGAAGGGCUCCUCCAAAUAUUGAACCUUCUGAAGGAAUCGCAAAGUCCGGAUACGUCCACUCAGCGGGUCGUUCAUCAGAAAUUGGAGGAAUUAUCAAAAUAUCCAGAUUUCAACAAUUAUUUAAUUUACGUCCUGACUAAGCUAACACCGGAUGGGAGAGCGAAACAUUGGCCGAAUAAUCAAGAAUUCAAAAUUAGUGACGCUACCCGCUCAUUAUCCGGUUUAAUAUUGAAAAAUAAUUUAAAAUCCCACUACGAUUCUUUGCCCGUUGAAACGAUAAAUUUUAUAAAAUCCGAAUGUCUUCACGCCCUCUCCGACCCUUCGAACCUGAUCCGUGCCACGGUUGGGAUACUCAUCACUACGAUCCAAGCUAAGGGGAAAAUUGAAAAUUGGCCUGAACUGAUCCCAUCCCUUUGCCAUCUUCUAGAUUCAAAUGACUAUCACGCUGUUGAGGGAGCAUUCGGAGCGUUGCAAAAAAUUUGUGAAGAUAGUGCCGACGUUUUAGAAGCUGAUGAAACAAAUCGUCCCCUCAAUGUCUUGAUUCCUAAAUUUCUACAAUUUUUUCAACAUUCUAGUGCAAGAAUUAGAUCACAUGCUAUCGCCUGUGUUAACCAAUUCAUCGUCUGUAAAAGUCAAGCGUUACAAGAUAAUAUCGAAUUGUUUGUCCAGUCCCUGUUCCACUUGGCCGGAGAUGAAGAUACGGAAGUGAAAAAGAAUAUUUGUCGCGCCCUCGUGAUGCUGUUGGAUGUUCGACUAGACCGAUUGUUUCCCCACAUGGUUUCAAUUAUCGAGUAUAUGUUGGUCCGGACGCAGGAUCCGGAUGAGUCUGUUGCUUUAGAAGCGUGUGAAUUCUGGUUGACUUUGGCAGAGACGACUAUUUGUCAUGAAGUACUGGCCCCGUAUUUACCAAGAUUGAUUCCGAUACUGGUGAAGGGGAUGCGCUACUCAGAAAUCGACAUAAUUCUGCUAAAGGGUGACGUAGAAGAGGACAAUGAGAUGGUGCCGGAUCGAGAGGAAGAUAUUCGGCCUAGAUUUCACAGAAGUAAAAGCAAGCGCGGAGAUCCAUCUGAACAGCAUCAACAACAUCAUCAACAGCAACAUCUCGGAGGAGGAGGUGGUGGCGAUGGGCUGGGAGAUGAUGAAGACGAGGAUGAAGAUGAAGAAGAUGAUUCUGGAUUAUCAGAUUGGAAUUUAAGAAAAUGCAGUGCUGCUGCUUUGGACGUAUUAGCACAUGUUUUCCGUGAUGAGCUAUUACCCACAUUGCUCCCAAUUUUAAAAGAGACCCUUUUCCAUUCGGAGUGGGAAGUUAAAGAGAGUGCGAUUCUUGCCCUGGGAGCUAUUGCGGAAGGUUGCAUGAGUGGGAUGCUCCAGCACCUUCCCGAACUGAUUCCAUAUUUGAUCACGUCAUUAAAUGAGAAAAAGUCUCUCGUGCGCUCCAUCACGUGUUGGACCCUAUCGCGUUACUCCCACUGGGUAGUUUCCACCGCCACAGGGAAUUCCCACGAACUUUAUCUAAAACCAUUAAUGACUGAACUCUUGAAACGAAUCUUGGAUACGAACAAGCGCGUCCAGGAAGCUGCUUGCUCAGCAUUUGCCACUUUAGAAGAAGAGGCUUGCACAGAAUUGGUUCCUUACUUGGGAUACAUUUUGGAAACUUUGGUCUUUGCUUUUGGAAAGUAUCAACAUAAAAAUCUAUUAAUUCUUUAUGAUGCCAUUGGAACACUGGCCGACAGUGUAGGACAUCAUCUGAAUAGCACGGAAUUCAUACAAUUAUUAAUGCCACCACUUAUUAACAAAUGGAAUCUGCUGAAAGAUGAAGAUAAAGAUUUAUUUCCUUUACUUGAGUGUUUGAGUUCGAUAGCGACAGCAUUACAAGCAGGAUUUUUACCUUAUUCCGAACCCGUAUAUCGUCGCUGUGUGUCCCUGGUUGAGCAAACUCUAAAUCAGCACAUUGCAAACGUACAGAACCCAGAACAGUUUGAAGCGCCGGAUAAAGAUUUUAUGAUUGUUGCGUUGGAUCUCUUAUCCGGACUGGCAGAAGGAUUGAACGGCUUUAUCGAAAAAUUAAUCGCCAAUUCUAAUAUCUUACAGUUACUUUAUCAGUGCAUGCAGGAUCCGAUGCCGGAGGUUAGACAGUCCUCAUUCGCAUUACUUGGUGAUUUAACUAAAGCUUGCUUUCAACACGUUUCACCUUUCGUUUCCGACUUCCUCCCACUACUCGGUCAGAAUCUAAACCCAGAACUGAUCUCCGUUUGUAAUAAUGCCACAUGGGCAAUUGGGGAAAUUAGUGUCAAAUUAGGGGCCGAUAUGAGAGGAUAUAUCCCUAUGAUACUAAAUCAACUCAUCGUCAUCAUUAAUUAUCCUACCACACCCAAAACACUCAUGGAAAAUACGGCAAUCACGAUAGGACGAUUGGGUUACGUCUGUCCUGCCGAAGUUGCUCCAAGUCUGCCACAAUUUGUGAGAAAGUGGUGCUCGAGUCUACGAAACAUCCGUGACAAUGAGGAGAAGGAUUCAGCAUUUCGCGGAAUGUGUUUAAUGAUCCAAGCGAAUCCUUCUGGAAUUCUUAAUGAUUUCAUUUUCUUUUGUGAUGCUGUGGCCAGUUGGACUAAUCCUAAACCCGAUCUUAAAGACAUGUUCUCUAAGAUCCUCCACGGUUAUAAACAGCAACUAUCUUCUGAGAACAAUGUAGGAUGUUGGAAACAAAUAACGGAAAAUUUUCCUCCCCAAUUGGCUGAACGAUUAACGAUCGUUUAUGGAAUUUAAUUAGUAAUUAAACAAAAUUAGUAUGAAAAAAUUUUAAUUUAAAAAAU
Molecule: messenger RNA, 2986 nt
Organism: Folsomia candida
Lineage: Eukaryota; Metazoa; Arthropoda; Collembola; Entomobryomorpha; Isotomidae
Gene: Tnpo
Product: transportin-1
Exons: 13
Coding region: 141-2939 (932 amino acids)
Biological process (GO): protein import into nucleus
Cellular component (GO): cytoplasm; nucleus
Molecular function (GO): small GTPase binding; nuclear import signal receptor activity
Source: RefSeq, a predicted model, not a curated record